This is a messenger RNA of Xenopus tropicalis (tropical clawed frog), 6363 nucleotides long. RefSeq names its product solute carrier family 20 (phosphate transporter), member 2 (gene slc20a2). The record is from RefSeq and is a predicted model, not a curated record. Lineage: Eukaryota; Metazoa; Chordata; Amphibia; Anura; Pipidae. Bases 386 to 2347 code for a protein of 653 amino acids. Gene Ontology annotation, molecular function: phosphate transmembrane transporter activity. Gene Ontology annotation, biological process: sodium ion transmembrane transport; phosphate ion transport; transmembrane transport. Gene Ontology annotation, cellular component: plasma membrane; membrane; apical plasma membrane. The transcript has 12 exons.
GUCUGAGUUUGAAGUGCUGAAGGACUAAUCUUCAUAUAAAAAGCAAAUCAUCAAUUUCAGUUCCCGAAGGUCAAGAACACUCUGCAGUACAAAGGAACAAAAGAGGACUGAAGAAUCACUGGGCUUACACAUUUUGGAAAAAAAUAUGGAAAGUGUUUUACAGCUGACUAAACAUACCCAAAGGAACUUUAUUGACAGUACUUUGAAAAUCCUCAGUUAGCAGUUUGUUCUUUCGCUUAAAACGAACCAGCAAUUUCCAGAUAGAGCUCAUCAUUUCUACUGCUCUGCCCGGCACACAUUCAUACCCUCGAGCCCAGUUAAUUUAAUUUUCUGUUUUUGCUACCUUGUGUUUAUUUUCUUUUGUGACCCAAAGAAAUACAUCAAAAUGGUUCUGGUGGAGUACUUGUGGAUGGUAAUUGUUGGCUUUAUUAUUGCUUUUAUCUUGGCCUUUUCAGUUGGAGCAAAUGAUGUGGCCAAUUCAUUUGGCACAGCUGUUGGUUCUGGUGUGGUAACAUUACGACAAGCCUGCAUAUUGGCUUCAAUUUUUGAAACAACUGGCUCUGUAUUACUUGGAGCUAAAGUGGGAGAAACUAUUCGAAAGGGAAUUAUUGACGUAAACCUCUACAACAACACGGUGGACCUGCUUAUGGCUGGAGAAGUUAGUGCAAUGGUUGGUUCUGCUGUAUGGCAGCUGAUUGCAUCUUUCUUGAGACUGCCAAUCUCUGGCACCCACUGCAUUGUUGGCGCAACUAUUGGCUUUUCACUUGUUGCAAUUGGCACACAUGGUGUUCAGUGGAUGCAGCUUGUCAAGAUUGUUGCCUCUUGGUUCAUUUCACCCCUGUUGUCGGGUCUGAUGUCUGGUGCACUGUUUUUGAUGAUAAAGUUUUUCAUCUUGAAAAAGGAGGAUCCAGUUCCCAAUGGACUUAAAGCACUUCCAGUGUUUUAUGCUGCUACAAUAGGAAUUAAUGUUUUUUCUAUAUUGUAUACUGGGGCCCCCUUGCUAGGACUAGAAUCCUUUCCAGUGUGGGCCACUGCUCUGCUAUCAAUAGGCAUUGCCAUCAUCUUUGCAUUAAUUGUUUGGUUCUUUGUUUGCCCAUGGAUGAAAAAGAAAAUAGCAAGUCGAUUGAAGAAGGAAGGAGCAUUGUCACGGAUAUCAGAGGAAAGUCUUGAUAAAAUACAAGAUGAAGAGACUUCUGUAUUUAAAGAAUUGCCUGGUGCAAAGGGAAAUGAUGAAAGUGCACUACCUCUCACAAGCUCUUCCACAGAUGCAGCUGUUGCCUCUGAUUCUGUAUCAAAUGGAAACACUAGAGUGCCAUAUGGAAGGGCUGCUUCAAUGACAAAUGGGUCCAUUAGAUCCCCUAUUUCCAAUGGUACAUUUAAUUUUGAUGGCCACACAGUGAAAAGUGAUGUUCAUGUCUAUCACACCGUUCACAAGGAUUCUGGGCUGUACAAGGACUUAUUGCACAAUAUACAUCUUGACAGAGUAAAAACUGAUCGCCCUGCUCCUGAAAAUAACUACCGGGUACUGAGGCGCAACAACAGCUACACUUGUUACACUGCUGCUAUUUGUGGUGUACCAGUACAUUCAACUUUUAAGUCAUCUGAUGUAGCCAUGCCAGAAGAUAGCGAAAAGCUUGUUGGAGACACAGUAUCUUACUCCAAAAAACGUGUACGAUAUGACAGCUAUUCCAGUUAUUGCAAUGCAGUUGCAGAAGCAGAAAUUGAAGCAGAAGAAGGCGGUGUAGAGAUGAAGCUUGCUACAGAUCUCGCUGACCCAAAUCCACCUCAAGAUGAUUCACUAGAAGAGGACAAGGAAGAGAAGGAUAAGUCAGAAGUCCACCUCCUUUUUCACUUUCUUCAGAUUUUGACAGCUUGUUUUGGAUCCUUUGCGCAUGGUGGAAAUGAUGUUAGCAAUGCCAUUGGACCACUUGUUGCUUUGUGGCUGAUUUAUGAACAAGGAGGAGUAAUGCAAGAAGCCUCUACUCCUGUCUGGUUGUUGUUAUAUGGAGGAGUUGGCAUCUGCGCUGGCCUCUGGGUAUGGGGACGAAGAGUAAUUCAGACCAUGGGAAAAGACCUUACCCCAAUUACACCCUCCAGUGGAUUCACUAUUGAGUUGGCUUCAGCGUUCACAGUUGUGGUAGCUUCCAAUAUUGGACUCCCUAUCAGUACCACACACUGCAAGGUUGGAUCCGUUGUUGCUGUGGGAUGGAUUCGCUCACGUAAAGCUGUUGAUUGGCGUUUGUUCCGUAACAUCUUUUUGGCCUGGUUUGUGACAGUCCCAGUAGCUGGUUUAUUCAGUGCAGGAGUCAUGGCAAUCCUUCAGUAUGGCAUUCUUCCAUAUGUUUGACAUCCAUUAACUACAAAAGCAAAAGUUUAGUGCAUAAUGUAAAACACCUAGCUCUACAGCAAUAUUUGGGGAUGUCUGCUUUGAAGCCCAGCAUAUGAGGAGUGAGAACAGACAAGCCCUCUUUACUCAUCAAAGCAUCAUCUUGGUGUAACUAUUCUAUCUGCUGUAUAUAAUAUGUCAUAUUGGUGACAUGGUGCGAUGUGGCUCAUUACUACUAUUUAAAACAAAUAUAUAUAUAUAUUCGUAUAGUAGGUAACACUACCAGAGUAUUAUAAUUUGGGAUGGGAGUAAUUGCCUAGACUUUUUUUUUAUCUAGAUAAAAGCUGUACAUAAUGUAAUAUUUUUGUGAGGGUUAUUUUUUUUUAAUCUUGAUAAUGGUGUGGAUUAUUAAAACUCAAGUCUACUCUAAGCGAGGUACAGAAGGUAUCAUUCAUACAUUUUAUUUGUAAAGUUGAAUUGAAGUUAGUGAUGGUCUGAAUGCUAAAUAGAGAUACUGGAACAAACAAAAUUGCCUUUUGAAAAAGAAAUCAACGUAUAAUUACAUUUGUAUGUAUUAUACUGUAAUUUCAACUGUAAAUAUGUAUAAGCAUAUAUUUUGGUGCAUUUCCCUUUAAUGCGUUGGAAUACGAAUAUAGGAUGUACCAAAGAGAGUGUGGGCUUUGCUUGAUUGGGGUUUGUAUUUGUCAUAUCAAAGGAUUCCGCAGCACAGUCUUUAACAAGCAAUACAACAUUUGUAUUCUUAUACUUGCCAUUUAUAACAUCAAAGAUAUCAAGUUUAAUCUAUAUUUUUUACAAUAAUAAAUGAAUCACUGAGACUCAUAACUGUUGGGGAAUAUUUGAGGACAUAGGUGCAGAUUUAACUUAGUGUGAGUUUAGUGCUCACCAUAGAAAAAUUCACCCACUCUCUAGUCAUUCCUAUGGGAUUUUUAGAAGCUUAUUUAUUUAAUGGUAAACUCUAACUUUCACCCACUGAUAAAUAUGCUUCUAAAAAUCUCAUAUGAAUGAGUAGAAAGUGGGUGAACUUUUCUGUGUUGAGAUCUAAUUUCAUACUUUGACAAAUCUGCCCCAAGGGAUCCUUGGUGUAAUUAUAUGUAUGUUUCAAGCUUGGCUAAUCUGGCACCAGUUAGAGCUAUAAUGAUGCAAAGUAAGAACAUGUGGAGUAGCUCUUGAAUUAACGCACAUAUACCUGCACCUUCUUUUUUCACAACUGAUAUCUUGAAAUACUAUUGAGUAGGUCAUUUUUAGCAAAUAUAAAAGAAAUGACUUAGCAAUCACUGGAAAAAACAGCAAUGUUAUUUUGUUUCUAAAAAACGCUGUUUUAGUUUGAAAAUAAAAUCUUUCUUCAACGUGCCAUGAUUUAUAGUGAAGCAGUGGCCUUCAUAGUUCAUUUACAUCUCAUAGGUCAAGUUUUUUUAAAAAAAACCAUGAACAAAUGAAAUAAUAAAAAUAGACCAGUAGUACAUAGCACUUGCUACCUUGACACAGAACAUAAUGAAGAAUGUAUGUCAUUCAGUUCUGUAUGUAUAAUUUAUAUGUAAGACAAUGGAGGAAAAAUCUAAAGCUUAUAUCAAAUCUAAAGGCUUGCUUAAAAAGUCCAAACUUCUGUAGACUUUUAUUUUAGAUACAACAAAAUGUGUUGUUUUCCCUUUAAAUUUUAAGGUAAGACAUUGAGGUAUAUUUAUCAUGCUGUGUAAAAUGAAACAUUACCGGUGAUGUUGCUCAUAGCAGCCAAUAAGAUUCUUUGGUUUAGUUUUCCAACUAACUGUUGAAAUCUAAUUGCUAAUUGGUUGCCCUGGGCAACAUUGCCGGUAAUGCUUCACUCCACUUUUUACACACCAUUAUUGCAAGUAUUUCAAACAUUUCCUCGGUAGUUUUUUUUUUUUUUUCUCUGCUGCCUCAGAAUAAUAAUAAACAGUUAUUAUAAAGAAAAUUACUGAGGCUAAAACAGCCAUAGUAUUAAAAGAAGAGGGAACAUGAAUUUUGUGCAAGUUGUGGAUGCAGUGUGCUGACUUCUACUUGUCUCAUUUUGUUAAGGCUUAAAUAUCCAUAAGCUUUUAGACAUUCAUACUUGUUACUAACCUCUGGAGUACACACAUUAAAAACUGGUGUGUUUUUUGUUACACUUCCAUGUUAUAAAUUGAAAAGCAAUACUACUGCAAGUAUUUUCCUAUGCAUUUUGCAAUAUUUGUAUGUAACUAAACUGAUAUUUCUUCUCAUAAAUGUUCAGAACUUUCAUGACUAGAAUGCUUUAACAUUAUAUGUACCACACAUUGAAGAUCAGCUAGGCGUACAGUAAAUGCUCUGUAAAGACUAGUCCACACUGGUAAUUUUGUACCAUUAACUUAUUUGCUUGAUUUAAGUGAUAAUGUAAGGAAUUUCUCAUCUACAAAAGGUGUUUAAAUAACUGCUUAAAAUGGGAAAUGUUCUAUACCCCAAAAGCAUAUUGACAGUGACAUAGUUCUGUAACUAUGCUUGUAUAAUAAGUAUGUAGGUAUAUCGGGGAUUUUAUAGAGACUUGGACACUUCAUGUAGUUGUACCUUGUAUUGGGUCAAGUUGCAGGAAAGGCUGUUUAAAUCAUAUGUAUCAUAUAUAUAUCAAAUGCACCCUGUGAAAUCUCUUGCCAAAAUCUCCAGUGUAGACUAGUCCGGAUAAAAAUGGUGGUAAUAUAAGUGCUGGAAUUAUGUUAUUCUAUUAGGCUGUCUACCAUCUUGGGUUUUAGGUUCAGUACCAGCUGUUACCAUUAAAAUGCUGCUAUUUUUUCAUUUUAAAAUCUUUUGUUGGCAAUUAUGAUAUUUUGUGUUUUACUUUUUCCAUUUACAUUAUAUUUAAGGAUGAUUAUAAUGCUAAAUAGCAUUGAUUUGGGCCAGAAAUGAGAAGAUUAGUGGCAAGCAAUCAGUGUAUGCAUGUUUGGAUUUGUGUGUUUGUGUGUGUGUAAUACACACACACACACACACACACACACACGCAUAUAUUGAAUAAAUAUCUGUAAAUAAAGCAUAACAAUGGGUGCUAUGCAUAAUAUUUAUAUUUAUUUGCUAUAAGUACCCAGGUUGUUAUUAUGUAUAUGGGAGUGCAGCUACUUUUGGACAAUAUAUACAGCAACUUUUUACAACUCAAAGUGCCAAAUGCUCUGUUUGCAUGUUCCAAACACUGCGGUUGUGAACGGCUCUUCACAUUUAUACUCUUCAUUUAUGCUCUUCACAAUGUCUUUUUUUAAACAUAUCAUUAAAACUACUACUGUUCUGCUGUACUGUCUUGGUAAUCUUAUUAACAAUAUUGAAAUAUGAGUGGUCCUAAGAGUCCCACAAAUAAAGUCCUAUAUUACCCAUGGCACUUUGCACUUGUUCCUGUCCCUUGAGCUGGAGUGCUCUGUUUAUUAUUUUUCCUCAUGUCUCAGCAUAAUAAGUGUACAUGCACAGUGGCAGCUUCAUAAGUAAAGUAGCAUUUAGAUGCUCUACUUACACGGAGCCCUUUGCAGAUCAUUUGGCUUGAUUGCACAGGAAAAGAUUUGUUUUUUGUUUUAAUGGGUUGAAGUAAUAGACAUGAAUGAAUCCUUUAUAAUAGUGUUAGUGGUUUGGGAACAUUUGCUAUCUAUUUAAACGGAAUGAAUAAGAUAUUCUUUUUUACACAAGAUUUUACGGUAGUAGGUGAAAGUUACAUGAGGCUCAUGAGUGCAGGGACCCUGCUGAACUGAAUCUAUUUUUGUAUGUCUUUUCAUUCCCAGUACUUUUUGUCAUGUGAGUUAUUUUUAAGCCAGUGCAUUGCUGACCUUUGUCAGUUGAAGUGUGUCAUAAAUAUAUAUAAUGUUGUGAAUGUGUACACACAGUGAGGGACUGCUAUUACUUUGCAAAUAUAUGGCCCUUAAAAUAUAAAGCGACAAAAUUGUCAGACAUUAAAUAUUUGUUCCUGUAUAAAAUUAAAAGGUCAUUAAGAAUGACAAACAUGAAUUCUUUACAAUGUUAAAAAGCACAUUUUUUCCAAAAUAAAACCAUCAAAAUAAAAUGUUUUAACAGCC